Molecule: messenger RNA, 294 nt
Organism: Parastagonospora nodorum SN15
Lineage: Eukaryota; Fungi; Ascomycota; Dothideomycetes; Pleosporales; Phaeosphaeriaceae
Exons: 3
Coding region: 1-294 (97 amino acids)
Source: RefSeq, a predicted model, not a curated record
AUGCGAUCUCUCGUAGACUUGACUGGAUUGUACCAAGGCGAUGAGGUCUCUGGACCAAGAUUUAUAAACUCUUUGCUGACGGAGACGCACCGCACCAGCGAUGUGGACUGCUUCAAGCAGCUGUUCGUGAACCACGCCACGCUUCGUACCGGAACAGACGAUAACCGCCGUCAAUGUAUGUGGUGCUGGCACCCGCACGGUUUCAUGGUUGCGAUCUCGCGUCGCAGGUACCCAGACCUGCAACAACACGCGCACCCAAGCCCAGCCCCACCGCUAAGAGCAGGCCUCUCGUAG